Molecule: messenger RNA, 3941 nt
Organism: Chanos chanos (milkfish)
Lineage: Eukaryota; Metazoa; Chordata; Actinopteri; Gonorynchiformes; Chanidae
Gene: mov10b.2
Product: Mov10 RNA helicase b, tandem duplicate 2
Exons: 22
Coding region: 82-3108 (1008 amino acids)
Molecular function (GO): 5'-3' RNA helicase activity; RNA binding
Source: RefSeq, a predicted model, not a curated record
AAAGCGACCGUAUUAACUGACUGUUAAGAAUUCUUUUUAUCCAAACCAUAGCUGAUGUAUUUUUAUCGAGGAUAGGCAAAAAUGUCUUCUUUAAAGGACCGUCGAUUAGUUGGGCUAGACUUCAUAGAGUUUCUCGGGGAAACAGACAGACGAUCGAUUACCGAUAAGAAUGUGCUUCGGAAUAUUUACAACUCUGAAUUCAGAAACAAGGAUGGCAUUAAAGAUCCAAACUUCUCAAGAGUCCUUUAUGCUUUGAAGCUAUCUCACAAAGUCCGUAUGUAUGCUGGAAAUGUAUACUUCAAUUCUAGGGUGAGAGUAGUUCUGCAAGAUCAGUGGCAAAGGCCGCGAGCCAAUGUGACACCUGCUGUUCUGGCCGCUAGGGGUGGAAGCUCUCCAGCACCCUCUGACAUGGGUUCAGGCUCUGCUUCUGGACCAGAGUCAAGGGUCAGGUCACGGAGGAGGAUGGCCAAAGACAUCCUGGACAAACUGAACAAGGAAAAGCUACAGUUCAUUGCAGAUAAAGGCGGCAUUAGCAUCUUUUCGGAUCAUGGUGUGUCAGAUGGGAAAAUCCGUUUCAGUGUGGAAAAUGUGGAAGCGUAUGAGCUGAAGCUUUUUGUAAAGAACACAGGCCAGAGUAAUGUUUACUUCAACUACUACUCUGCCCUGCACUGGAUGAAUUGUUUCACAUUUGAGGAUAGGGAGAAAGUGACACGGAGCCACCCCAAACUCCUCAAUCCAGGUGAACAAUAUGCAGUCCAAAUCAAGUUCCGUAAUAAACACCUUGGAGUCUACCCUAUUACAGUUGCCUUUGAAUUCAAAUCCAAUGACUGCGCUUCCUCCAAACCAUUCCACAUUGUGCGUUUCAUUGAGGCUGCACGAAUGACUAACCUAGCAAGUCAGCUGGCACCUACUGCACAGUUCAAGCCCUGUAGGAUAAGUUCAGUCAAGCCUGAGCCAUAUUUGAUGGAGGAUGGUGUGCCACCUGAAAGCUUUGCAGUACAGCACCUGAAACAAGAGGUCCCACUAGGAGCCUACCAAUGUCCACCAUACAUUCAUGAACUUGCUAAGUUUCUGACUGGCCGCAAGGGCUCAUCCUUGCACGCUGAGGAGGUCCUGACCUCAAAAUCUGUACUGGAGUCUCCACUCAAUUUUGAAAACUACGCAGAGCGCUUCCACUGCCUGCUGUACCUGGAGGAGAUUCAAAUGGAGGUGGACAUCAAGAAAUAUGACAUGAAGGAGCAACCUAUGGUCAGAGAUAUCAACAACAAGAACCUGCUAGUUCUUAAGGUCCCUGGUGUUGCUGAGAACAGACCUUCAGUCUUGAGAGGAGAUCACCUUCUGGUUACCAAAUCAGCUGAGCACCACCUGAAGCCCCCAACCAAAUACAAGGGUUAUGUUCACAGAGUGGAGAUGGACCAGGUGAAACUAGGCUUCUCCAAAAAGCUGUUGGCAAGUUUCAUUGACAAGACAAAGUUUGAGGUGGAGUUUACUGUGAACCGGCUUCCCAUGAGGCUUCAACAUCGUGCUGUACAGCUAGCUGCUCAACACGGGCUAGGAGAUGUACUGUUCCCCACUGGGUCAAUGGCUAGGACACAGGAGUCACAACCCAGGCUAAUAUUAUUUGACAGAAAACUGGAGACUAACCCUGAGCAGUACAAAGCCAUAACUAACAUUGUAGCAGGUGUGUCAAAGCCUGCUCCAUAUCUUGUGUUUGGGCCGCCAGGGACUGGCAAAACGGUCACUGUGGUGGAAGCCAUUAAACAGGUGGAAAAGUCACAGGCCUCCGCACACAUCCUAGCUUGUGCUCCCUCUAACAGUGCAACAGACCAACUCUGUGAGAAAAUUUUACAACAUGUAGAUCAAAACAAGGUUUAUCGCCUCUAUGCAAGCAGCAGGGACCCCAGAGCUGUGCCUUUGACUAUAAAGGAUGUCAGUAAUUUGGUUGGAGAGAUUUACGUUUUCCCUCCGAAAGAGGAGCUGAUGGAGUAUAAAAUCAUAGUGACCACUGUGGUUACAGCUGGGAGGCUGGUCAGUGGAGGCCUCCCCCCAGGCCAUUUUACUCACUUCUUUGUGGACGAGGCUGGACACGCUGUGGAAUCUGAAGCUCUCAUUGGUGUGGCCGGUUUGCUUGAUGCAAAAUCAGGGCAGCUGGUCUUGGCAGGUGAUCCCAAGCAGCUUGGUCCUGUUCUCAGGUCCCCUCUUGCCAUAAAGUAUGGACUGGGCAUCUCUUUAUUGGAGAGGUUGAUGCAGACAAACCCCUUGUACCAGAAAAAUUCCAGUGGGGAGUUUGACAACCGAUACGUAACUAAACUGCUGCAGAACUACAGGUCCCACAGAGCCAUCCUUGAAAUUCCAAAUGAGCUCUUCUAUGAACACGAGUUGCAGGUGUGCGCCGAUGAGAUUGCGUGCAGUUCAUACUGCAGCUGGGAAUACCUACCAAAGAGGGGUUUCCCAGUGAUAUUUAGAGGAGUGUUGGGGAAAGAUGACAGAGAGGAAAACAGUCCAUCCUUCUUUAACAUAUCAGAGAUUGAGGUAAUCAUUGAUUACCUGAAGAAGCUUCUCCAGUCUCAGGGCAAGAAGGGACUAUCCAAAAUCUCUCCUGGAGAAAUUGGCAUCAUCACCCCCUAUAGGAAGCAGGUGGAGAAAAUACGACAGGCCAUUCGUGUUCAUGACAAGGACCUCAAAACAUACAUGGGCAUUGAGAAGCUGAAGGUUGGCUCUGUUGAGGAAUUUCAGGGACAGGAACGGAAGGUGAUCAUCAUAUCAACAGUGCGCAGCACUAAGGAUUAUGUCAAGUUUGACGAAGACUUCAACAUUGGCUUCCUCAAGAACAAUAAGAGGUUCAACGUUGCUGCAACAAGAGCCAAAGCCCUGUUGAUUAUGGUGGGAAAUCCCAUCAUCCUGAGGAGUGAUCAUACCUGGGCAAGGUUUAUUGAAUACUGCACUACGAACAGUGGGUACACAGGUGUGGAUUGCAGCACUGUGGAGGAUACGGAGGAGGUGGUGGAGCGUUUAGCUACCCUCAGUAUCCAGACUGAACCUCAAGUGGACACAGAGGAGAGUGUCAUACAGCAACAGAUGGAUCCUGAAUGGAGGAAUGAGCAAUGAAUGACUUCUUCUCCUUCUCUUGCUCUCUCUCGCUCCCUAGUGGACAGUGCGAGCAGUGACCGUUAACUCUGAGACCAAAAAAAAAAAUGAGGAAGACACAGGGAUUAUGUCUUUAAAAAAAAAAAACAAAAAAAAAAACCAAAAAAAACAAAUGAUCAAAAAUAACCAAUCUCAUUUCAUGAAAUUACUUCAGCAUUUUUUUAAUCUAGCUUAUUCUUCUGCUCCAUUACAACUCAUAUUCCUCUUCAACACACAGGCUUCCAAGGCCCUAAUCGAACCUGAGAAAGAGACUCAUCGGCUUGGGUCUUUUAAACAAUAAUGCUUUUCUGAAAAAUUUCCAAAGUUACAGGUUAAUUGGUAAUUGAAUAACAUUGUGUGACGUAUUCCUUUUAAAACUUGUUUUAAUGUUCAUGGUCUAGUGUACUUGACACAUACUCAGCACUGAGGCACAUUAAUAACAGGAGUAAUCCUGUCUGAGCAAAUGUGAGUGAGACAUUUGGGAUGACAUUUAGAACCUGUAGCUUGUUAAGCCCCUUUUCAAAUGCUUUUAAUAGCCAUAGACCUGCUUUAAUUUUGAAAACGAAUUCAACCUGUCUGUGGCUAUAAUCCCCCUCCCAAUGAGAGUGUUCACGUUUUAUUGUAAGAUCUCAAAAGCCAUACAGUUUACAGUUGCAGCACAAAUGGAUCUGUGACGCUUCCUGUUGUUUAUUGGGGCUCUGAAAUAGCAUUUGUGGUACACUUACCAUAAGAUAGAUGGUAUAGUUCAUGCUGCAUGACUCUCUGUGGACAUGCCUUGAAAAUAGCAUGCAAUAAAAUCCUCCCUAAUCUACGUA